AUGCCUGAACCAAACCGAUUAGAGACUAAUUACAGGAUAGUUGUGUUAAAAGGUAGUUUGACCAAUCAGGACACGUUUGGGAAGUCUGAUCCAUUCCUGGAGAUUUCUAAAAAAGGAGACGACGGAAAGUGGCAGCUGGUCCACAGAACAGAGGUGGUGAAGAACAAUCUAAAUCCCACCUGGAAGAAGUUCUGCAUUCCUCUGCAAACGUUCUGCUGCAGCGACCUCGAAAGACCGCUGAAGGUGGAUUGCUCCGAUCACGACAGCGAUGGAUCUCACGAUCUGAUCGGUUCUUUCACCACCAAAGUCUCGGAGCUGCAGAAAGCUGCGCAGGGUUCACCGGUGGCCUUUGACUGCAUCAACCCGGAGAAACAGAAGAAGAAGAAGAGCUACAAGAACUCUGGAGUCGUCUCUGUGAAGAACUGCAAGCUGGUAACUCAGUACACCUUCCUGGACUACGUGAUGGGCGGCUGCCAGAUCAAUUUCACCGUGGGAAUCGACUUCACCGGCUCUAAUGGGGAUCCUCGCUCGCCCAACUCUCUCCACUACAUGAGUCCGGACGGGCUGAACCAGUACCUGUCGGCUCUGUGGUCUGUGGGUCAGGUGGUCCAGGACUACGACACUGAUAAACUCUUCCCUGCAUUUGGUUUUGGAGCCAAACUUCCUCCAGACUAUCAGGCGGCACAUCACGAGUUUGCGCUCAACUUCAACCCCACUAGCCCGUACUGCCAAGGUGUCGAGGGGAUCGUUGAUGCCUACAGGAAGGUUUUACCUCAGCUCAGACUGUCUGGACCCACAAACUUUUCUCCCAUCAUCAACCACGUCGCCUCCAUCGCCACCGGCGCUGCACAGGUCGACAGUGCCUCUCAAUACUUUGUCCUCCUCAUCCUCACUGACGGUGAGAUCACCGACCUUGACCAGACCCGGGACGCCAUCGUACGGGCGUCACGGCUGCCGCUGUCAAUCAUCAUUGUGGGGGUGGGGCCAGCUGACUUUAAGGCCAUGGAGCUCCUGGAUGGAGACGACGGUGUUCUGAGGUCAACGGUGGGGGAGGCAGUCGCCAGGGACAUCGUUCAGUUUGUCCCGUACAGACAGUACAAAGACGCUCCCAAGGAGGCUCUGGCUCAGUCAGUCCUUGCUGAGGUCCCCAACCAGCUUGUCUCUUACUUCAAGAUGAGAGGCUAUGAUCCACCCAAACCUAAAGCUGCAGACAAAUCUUAAACCCACCCCAACCUUUAUCUCCCUGUAAUCCCCACAUCGCCCAUAAAGCUGAACGCCACCCUGAUUUCAUUCCGGGCUCAGACCAACGCCAACCCUCCCCAACUCAUAAAGUCGAGCACUCUUAAGGGAUCAACCUGAAGUUUUUACUGGAGUCUUAGCCAAUCACAGGGCAGGAUACAGCUGUCAGCCAAUCAGGGUGCCAGGGAGAACACCCCAGUUUUCAGUUUUUUAAAUCAGUUUGAUAAUCAUAUUAUUCCUUCAGAUGAUAACAUAGUAUAGAUUAAAGAUUUAUUCCUUCUGCUGCUUCCACGCCAACUAUGCACGUGUCAAAAAGAUUUUGGAGCCACACACACACUCACACACACACACACACACACACACACACACACACACACACACACUCGGACAGCGUUUCACAGUGUCACCAGAUUUAAUGACUGUUGCCAUAUUAACAGUAGAAAGGCACUGAUCUGCUGAGAGCCGAACGUGUCAAAACCAUAACAGAAAACUUGACUUCAUGCAAUUAUUAAUUGUUAUUAAUAAUUACCAUUCGUUGCCAUGGGGACACUAUGCAGUGUGUGCGGCUCUUAUUACCUUUAUUAAUCAGGUGUCAAUACUUUGCACUUUGGGUCUUGAACUAAAUGCUUGAAACUAGCUUUACGAAUGAUAUUCACUUUAACAUAGCUUUACCACAGUAGCCUUAGUAUAGACUUUACUAUAGCCUUAUUAUAAACUAUAGCCUCAUAGACUUAAUUGUCUAUUUGCUGCUCAGCUGCUUCAGCAUGAACAUAUCUUGACUUCUAUGUCUAUUCUACUAUCGACCAGUAACCUGUGUUUCCUAAAAUAGGACUGACCCUCGUUUGACCAGAAAGGAGAAACUUUAGAUUUGAACAUUGCAGUUUGUGACAAAUUAAUUUUGAGAAUUAACUUAUCUAAGUCUUUCACUUGAGAAUAAGAACUAAAUGUUUUAGACCGUGUUUAUUGUGACAAUCAAAACAGAAAUUUGACAGCAAAAAAUAAAUCAGUAGAUGAAGUUGGGGGAGUGAGACGACGCACAAGAAGGAUUUGAAUAAUCCAAGAGGACCACUUUGUUGACCACAAAUAGCAGCAGAUUUAAUAGGCGGAAGUUUCUCUGUCAGGCUUCCAUGUUCCACUUUGUUUUUCUUUAUAGUUGCCAAACCUUGUUUUUAUGUCAGUUUUUUGGUCAAAGACAGAAAUGUGUUUUUAAUCAUGAAGAGAAUGCAUUUUACCAAUGUUACCAGGCUCACUAGAUGUUACUGAAACUAUCAGGGGAGGAUUAAAAUUACAGAACUAUCGACCACAAACUAGCUCCAUUGCUUAAAACUAACUGCUAUUAACCAACCAGUAUAAUUAACCAGCAUGAGUAGUGAUAUCAUGUCUGUACGACCUCUGACUGUGGGAGAGCAACAAUAAAACAACUUUGGUAUAAAAAAAA
This is a messenger RNA of Paralichthys olivaceus (Japanese flounder), 2677 nucleotides long. NCBI's taxonomy places the organism in Eukaryota, Metazoa, Chordata, Actinopteri, Pleuronectiformes, Paralichthyidae. The record is from RefSeq and is a predicted model, not a curated record.